UACCACUUCCACGCUUCCUUAUAACCCCUUCCUCUACUUCCUCUAUAACCACUGCCUCUGCUUCUUAUAUAACCACUUCCACGCUUCCUUAUAACCGCUUCCUCUACUUCUUCUAUAACCACUUCCUCUACUUCUUCUAUAGCCACUUCCACGCUUCUUCUGUAACCACUGCCUCUACUUCCUCUAUAACCACGGCCUCUACUUCUUAUAUAACCGCUUCCUCUACUUCUUCUGUAACCACUGCCUCUACUUCCUCUAUAACCGCUGCCUCUGCUUCUUAUAUAACCACUUCCACGCUUCCUUAUAACCGCUUCCUCUACUUCUUCUAUAACCGCUUCCACGCAUCUUAUAUAACCGCUUCCACGCUUCUUAUAUAACCACUUCCACGCAUCUUCUAUAACCGCUUCCACGCUUCUUCUGUAACCACGUCCUCUACUUCCUCUACUUCCUCUACUUCUUCCACACUUCUUCUAUAACCACUUCCACGCUUCCUUAUAACCACUUCCUCUACUUCUUCCACGCUUCUUCUAUAACCACUUCCACGCUUCCUUGUAACCACUUCCUCUACUUCUUAUAUAACCACUUCCUCUACUUCUUCUAUAGCCACUUCCACGCUUCUUAUAUAACCGCUUCCACGCUUCCUCUAUAACCGCUUCCACGCUUCCUUAUAACCACGUCCUCUACUUCUUCCACGCUUCCUCUACUUCUUAUAUAACCACUUCCACGCUUCCUUAUAACCACUUCCUCUACUUCUUCUAUAACCGCUUCCACCACUUUUUCUGCUUCCUCUACCCACCGCCAAGUCCACCGCCUAGUCCACCACCUUUUUUUUUUCCACCGCUCCCGGACCGCUAGUUCAUGUCUUUUUCUGCCGCCAAGGCCACAGCUGCAUCCUAAACUCUUGUCCACUUCAUCCACUACUGAUUCUAAAAUCUCCUGAACCGUUUCUUCUAGAGCUCUUCCAGAGCUCUUCUACCACUGAUUCAAACUUCCACACGACUACCUCCACCACUUCUUCCACCACUUUCCUUCUCCUCCACCACUUUCCUCCUCCUCCACCACUUUCCCUCUCCUCCACCACUUUCCCCCUACCUCACAGCGUCUAUAUCCAAUUCCUCCGCCAACCCUAUUAGUUUUUCUCCGACUUCUAUAACUACUUCCAAAACUCUUUCUACAGCUUCUCCCAAACUUUUUCCACAGCUCCUCCACCGCUCCUCCACAGCUUUUCCGCAACCUAUCCCUAACUUUUCUUCUACUCCAAACUACAUCCUCCACUUCUUCCGCCGCCUCCACCUCUUCCGCCACCUCCGCUUCUUCCACCACUCUGAACCUUCCCGAGCACCACUUCCACAACCACCUCUCCAGCUUUCUCUACAGCUCCCUCCCCGCCUUCCUCCAUGACCCUCCCCGACUUUCUCCCCACCACUUCCACCGCCUCUUUGCCGCCGAGCCGCUAGCCGCCCACCCCCGGACAUACGCGGCCCGGAGAUACCGCCGCCGCCCGCGCCGCGACGCCACAGCGGAGCCGGCGGCAAACGGAGCGAGCGCAGCGAGCUGCCAAGGCGCCAGACACGGACGCGGACGCGGCACCGCCGCGCGAACGCCGCGCCAACACCGUCUUCCUGCUAGCGCACGCUGCCGCUUCCUUCUCUCUUGGCCUCUCACGCUCACGCUCACGCUCUCCCUCUCCCUCUCUCCCCCCACCCCUCCUCCGCUCUCCUCCGCUCUCCUCCGCCUUCUCCGCUCGCUGUUUCCUCCCGCCGCCGACUU
This is a messenger RNA of Lachancea fermentati, 1770 nucleotides long. The record is from the annotation of a GenBank genome assembly. Lineage: Eukaryota; Fungi; Ascomycota; Saccharomycetes; Saccharomycetales; Saccharomycetaceae.